AUGUUCGCUCUGCUCUUCUUCGUGACGUUUAUUGCCGUCGUAUUCGCACAUUUACUCCUAAGAAGAGCAAAACUUCCUCCAGGUCCUGUUCCCCUUCCACUGAUCGGAAAUAUUCCGUAUCUUGUCUAUUUAGCCGCUGUAAAUGGUGGAAUCGUUGGCGCUUUGCGUUUUUUAAAAAAGAAAUACGGCUCAGUGUUCACGGUUUGGUUUGGUCCUAUGCCUACCGUACACAUCGCUGAUUUCGAUAUUGCCCAAGAUGCUAUGGUUAAACAUGGUGCAAACUACAGCGACAGAUGGGUCCCAAUGUUAUUUGACGUACCAAGAAACGGCCUCGGACUGAUCGCCUCCAACGGAAAAGUAUGGCUGGAUCAUAGACGCUUCUCUUUGCAUACAUUUAGAAAUUUCGGAUUCGGGAGAAAUAUUAUUGAAGAAAGAAUAAUGGAGGAGUUCAAUUUGAAAUUCGAUGCAAUUGACCGUCAAAUCCAAGAAUCCGGGAACAGUAUCGUCGAUGCUGUUCCGCUGUUCGAAGUUCUUGUCGGAAGCAUAAUUAACCGAUUGCUUUUCUCGGAACGCUUCGAUAGUUCAAGUGACCAUUUCUUCGCUAUGAAACGAAAAGUGGAUGAGAUCGUGUCCAGAGUAUCAUUCUUGGAUUUGUUUGUCUACAAAUUUAUGUUGUACCUUCCUAUACUUCGAAAACGAUAUGGCCAACUUCUCGAACCGAUGUUUGACUUAAAGGAUUAUCUCCGGCGACAACUUGAACAACGCAAAUCAGAUAUAAAACAGGGAAAACACUUGCUGGAAGAGGAGGGACGUGACUACGUUGACGCUUAUCUCAUUAAGAUGGCUGAGGAGAAGGCGAUUAAUGAAAAAGAAACACUUUUCACAGAAGAAGCGCUAUUGGUAAACCUUCUCGAUCUAUGGAUCGCUGGACAGGAGACAACAACCACUACUAUAGUCUCUGGCCUCAUAAACCUCAUAAACUAUCCUGAGGUUGUGGAUAAAGUACGUGCAGAAAUCAAGGUUGUCACCGGUGACAAUAGGCCGCUGUCGCUGCAGGACCGCUCGUCAACUCCAUACCUCCUCGCUACGAUUACGGAAAUCCAACGUCUGGCUUCUAUUCUGAAUCUGAACUUAUGGCGAAGAAGUUCCGAGGAGUCCAAUGUCGGCGAAUUCACCAUUCCAGCGGGAACCACAAUUACCGCUCAACUAUCGGUGUUAUUCUCCGACGAAAAGCACUUUAAGGAUCCAGGAAAUUUUGACCCGUCGAGAUACAUGAAUGGCGGUCGUCUUGAUCAACACGUGGUUCCCUUCGGGAUUGGAAAGCGUUCUUGCCUGGGCGAGUCACUGGCAAAAGCUGAGCUGUACCUGAUUAUUGGCAAUCUCAUCCAGAGAUACGCACUAUCCUCGGCUGGGAGUCUACCGUCACGAGAUGAGAAAUCCCCAUUCGGUCUGCUAAGGCGACCUAAGCCGUUCAAAUUUGCACUCAGCAAGAUUACAUAA
Molecule: messenger RNA, 1500 nt
Organism: Necator americanus (New World hookworm)
Lineage: Eukaryota; Metazoa; Nematoda; Chromadorea; Rhabditida; Ancylostomatidae
Exons: 12
Coding region: 1-1500 (499 amino acids)
Biological process (GO): xenobiotic metabolic process
Cellular component (GO): intracellular membrane-bounded organelle; cytoplasm
Molecular function (GO): oxidoreductase activity, acting on paired donors, with incorporation or reduction of molecular oxygen, reduced flavin or flavoprotein as one donor, and incorporation of one atom of oxygen; iron ion binding; heme binding
Source: RefSeq, a predicted model, not a curated record